Messenger RNA from Anarrhichthys ocellatus (wolf-eel), 1343 nucleotides. RefSeq names its product leucine-rich repeat-containing protein 39-like. Gene Ontology annotation, molecular function: protein binding. The transcript has 6 exons. Lineage: Eukaryota; Metazoa; Chordata; Actinopteri; Perciformes; Anarhichadidae. Bases 255 to 1142 code for a protein of 295 amino acids. The record is from RefSeq and is a predicted model, not a curated record. Gene Ontology annotation, cellular component: cytoplasm.
UUCCAAAUGCACUAGUAUUAUUCAAACGUAUUGUUUGUUUCGUAAGCCUCGUACCAAACAGUUUAAUACGAAUACUUGUAUUGUUACACCAUAGAAACGAAUAAUAAGCGUAGCUGUGGCGCCAUCAUGUGGUUAUAAGGUGGUAUUUCAGCUGCUGGACAACAGUGAAGGCCCAGGUAUAAAAUGCACGGCCUGCCACUGGGUUCAAGUCCUGGUUCAGACUGAGUGUUGGUCUUUCUGAUCUGUCAUGUCCCAUGUGGUUCAUGUCCUGGUUCAGACUGAGUGUUGGGGUUUGGGAGGACCGGGCGGUUCUGGCUCAGCUGAAACAGAAGCUGCAGACAGAAGACGGACGGCUCAUCCUCCGGAUCGAACAGGAGGAGUGGAAGACGUUGCCGGGCUGUCUGGUCCAGCUCAGUCAGGUCCAUGAGUGGCAAAUCCACCGGACCGGACUGCAGAAGAUCCCUCACUUCAUCACCAGAUUCCAGAAUCUUUUAGUUCUAGAUCUGUCCCGCAACGGGGUCACAGAGAUCCCCAGAGAGAUCGGGAAGCUGACUCGGCUCAGAGAGCUCCUGCUGAGCUACAACAGAAUCCAGUUUGUUCCUGAAGAAUUGAGCAGCUGUGAGAGUCUGGAGAGACUGGAGCUGGCCAUGAACCGGGACCUGAACCAGCUACCAGACCAGUUCAGGAACCUGAAGAAGCUGCAGCACCUGGACUUGUCCAUGAACGACUUCACCUGCAUGCCGGACUGCGUGGUCGGACUGCCGGUGCUCCAGUGGCUCGACAUGGGAGGAAACAGACUGCAGCACUUACCUGAAGACAUACACAGGAUGGAGACACUGCACACUCUGUGGCUGCAGAGGAACCAACUCGAGAAACUUCCAGAUAACAUCAGCAGCAUGAAGAGUCUGGACACGCUGGUCCUCAGCAGCAACAGACUCACAGACAUCCCCCCACUGAUGGAGGACAUGUCCAACCUCAGGUUUGUGAAUUUCCGGGACAACCCUCUGUCUCUCGACGUGAGGCUGUCCUGCAGGAAGACGAAGGCCGAGGACGACGAGGACGACAGAGAGAUGUUUGGACGAGAGUUCAUGCAGCUUUACAUCCAGGAGUCCAGAAAGAGAGCUGUGCUCAACAUGCACUGAGUCCACUGUUAGUAUCACUUCAUGAGCCCUGUUCUUUGUGUCAUCUAUAUAUACUAGUGCUGGGCAACUUAACGCGUUAUUAUUGCGUUAACGCAUUCAUUCAUGAACCCCGACAAUUAUUUUAUCGCGCGUUAAUGCAGUUUUUAAAAAAAUGCAGCACACACCGUUGCUGCAGCAAAUCACCCAAACAAACAGUGGAGG